CAGAAGCAAAGUUCCCAAUGUUUAAGCUGCUUCUGUGGCACCCAUGGUCUUUGCUCCCUCCUAGGGCUGAGCCUGGGUGAGCAGCACUCUUGGCUUCCACGCAUGUGUUCCCAGAGGGACCUUCUCUGAACUAUUAGCAUCUCUUCUGCUACAGAAACUCAAGGGAGCUCUUUAAUGGGAAGAAAUAUAGAGGCUAAGAUAAAUGUUCAUAGCAGUUUCAGCAAGCCCCAAAUAGCUUGUGCCUGUUUCCCUUGUGAUAACGUCAGGAAGUGGGGUGAUUCCCUCUUCCUACUCCUUCUUAAUGUUUUUGGUGAAUGCUGUGCUUGAAUACUGAGAUCUGUUGCUGUGAGGAAUAGGCAGAGUGGAGCAGACUAUUAUCCCCCAGAGUAUAUGGGCUAAGUGGUUUCAGAACAUCUGAAAAUGGCCUUAAAGUGUGAAUAAAGGCUUCUAAGAGCAGUGAGCAGAGAAGCACAGUGAGGGAAAAUGGCUUUGCUUGAAGUCUCAUAGCAGCAAGUCAGUAAUAGUGCUGGGAAAGGAUCAGAAAUCUCCUGACUAGUGGGCUGGUGCCAUUGCAGCUAAAAGAUGUCGUAUUUAAACAGGAAAGCUUCUUACCCUGUGCAGCUGCUUUCAGAUUACUCAAGAGAAUAGCAACCCCCAAAACAUGUAUGUGUAUGUACGUGUGUAUGUGUGUAUAUAUUCAAUCUGUCACUUAGAGGGAUUUUUAUACUAACAGUUAAUUACAUUUUCUCAGGCAACACUGAGAACGUGAGAUCUGGAAAAGAAUUUGUGAAAUAAAGACGAGCUGCAAAGGAAAUUUUUAGAAAGUGAUGUUAUUCCCAGUUUGCUGCAUAACAAUUAAUCUCUUAUUUUUAAGAGAGAAUGAGAGCAGAGAAAGCUGUGUGCCGAAUUCAAGUUUGGAUCUCUCGUCAUUUAAAAAAAUAAAUCACUUGAAGAAAGAUUGUUGGUUUUGUUUUCCUAACAUGGAAGCUGAGGAAGCAGAUCGGCAUUUUAGAGAGUAUGAUAGAAGGAGUUAAGCAGUGAGUUAACUGCAUCUGUGUUCCAAAUCCAAAUGCUACGAACAAGGCGCCAUUCAGAUCUUCAGUUAUAAGAUUUAUGCUGAAUUCAUUAUGCUGGGUUUGAAUUCUGUUGGGAGAAAAGAGAAUCAUAGAUCUGUUAAAAGUCCCUUUUCCCAUUUUGCUGGCUUGUUUUUGAAGAGAUGAAGCAGGGUUCUCCUUUUCCAUCUCCCUGUAUUUGUCUAGCACUUACGCAGGUCGUCUGCUAAUUAUUAGCAGCUGUGAGGCUACUGAGUUACAUAAGUAUAGCUAGCAGUCAGCAGAGCCUUGCAUCAUUCUGCGGAUCUGUUCAGUGCAACAACAGAUAGGUUUUGUAACUUGCUUGACAUGGGCAUCAAACUAUUCAAGAGAGCAUCAGCAGGCACGGGAGGUCAGGAAAUCCUUUAAGUCGUAGAAAUGGGGUACAGUAAUGUGCUGUUGUGUUGUCACAGCAGCAUGCUGUGCAGCUGGCACGUGUGUUGUUGGCAGGCUGUGAGGAGGGCUGUGUUGGGCUGAUCCCCGACAGCUGAGCUGCCAGCUGCACAGAGUGGGAUUGUCUGGGCCAGGAGAUGGGCAGUAGGAGCAGAGCAGGUGUAGGGGUUUGGGGCAUGUUGCAGGUUAGCCAUGCUCUCUGACAUGGCUGCAUACAGCAAGCUGUCCUCAGUGUUAGAGAAGGCUUCUUUACAUUGGGAGUACGCACAGCUGGCAAUUUGAGGUCUCUUGGCCAUGGAACUGCCUCUGUGAAGGAGAGUGUGUUGGUGUGGGCGGCCCGAGGCUGGCAGAGCUGGGUUCUGCCUCUGGGUUUGUAAUGCUGUCAGCACAACAUGGGAUUUGGUUAGCAGCAUGAGUUCCUUCCCACAGAACCUUCAGGGAAUACAGAAGACUUAAUCCACUGCAGUUCUGGGUAUUAAGUCACAGACUGCAUAAUGAGCUCUCUGAUCCAGGCUUUGAUUUUUGUUUUCAGAUUGCUCUUGUCUUGUUCUCUGCAUUGCUGUUUGAAAGACCUCUGUAGGCAAAAAACUGUAAAAUCAAUAUUGUGAUUUUGCAGUGAUAUCAAAUCUUCGAAACACGCAAUCUUUACUGUACUUGUUCUGUGGAAUUAGAAUGGUAAAAUGAGUUCCAGGAAGUAGGGUAUCCCUUCAGACUCUGGUCUCUGUUAGUGGCUCGGAUCUGUUCCCUGGAAUGGGAAAGCAAGAGAGGACUUUGCCUGAGCUUCCAUUCUCUUUAUUUAUUUAUUUGUUCAUUAAAGCAGCAAUGUGAACAGUGAAGUCCGAGAUUCACUACCUUCAAUCAGUGGUUUCUCCCCACCUCUGGGGAGUGAGAACAGUGGAUAAGGCCUCAUGAGCUCACGGUCUGGCAGCCUCUGAGUUACAUCGGGUGAUCGGCACAGCCCUCAGGUCCCCAGCAGCCUGAGGCAGCACUGUAGGGUCCACUGGUGCCAACUGGGAUUGUCCUUAUAUAAGCAGCUUGUGCAGAAUGGUGCCUGACUUGUAACUAGCAUUAGCUAAGUCCCUUUUUUUAUCACUAUAGGUGAUUAAAGGGAAGGAUGUCCUUGGAGGAAGGGGAGGAACUGGUUACUCUCUCCCCCUGCCUCCUGCCUAGGAAGUGGCUGUUAGAAAACAGCUAGUAUUCUUCACUUACUGUGUGGAAACCCUUUUGCAUCAGCAGUACUAAGCUCUGCAGACCUCUGUUUCCCCAUCUCAUCGAUCCUCCCACAGCAGUCACUUUAGUCAGUGCUCUCCUCAGGUUAUGAUUUGCCUAGCACAUGAAUAGCCUUAGUUGUGGCAUUUCCUAAAGCUCAUCCUCUCCUAGCCUUCAGUUUGCAUGGCUUUCUGUUAGCCUCAUCUCCUGGGCCCUUAGCAGACUCUCUCUAACUUCUUUGGCCUUCUGCAGUGGAGUGUCUCCUGUUCUGUUCUGGGAUGUCCUACAUCUCCAGCAGUCCGUACAGGAGCAAGGAAGUUCUUGCGCAGUCUCCCACAGAACAUCAAGCAUGCUGGAUACAAGCUGAACUUCAUCUCAGCUCCUACCAAGUCUGUUCACAUUGUAACUGUUACAGACUGGGGCAGAUUACUUUUACAAAGCACUUUACUGCUAUCUGAGAGCCUUCUCUGGACAAAGCAAGAGGCCCAGGGUAUUUCCAAAUGUUUGUUUUGUAUUUCCAUGCAGGGAAAGACAGAGAAUUUUCUUCCUUACUUUCACAUUUCAAGUUACUUGAAGGAGUUUUAAAAGGAAGUAUCGAAUAUAAACUAUAAAGGGUGUUCUGUGUAUGUUGCAAGUAAACAAAGCCCUUGGUCAUGCACAUAGUGAGUUUGCAUGACUUGAUGUAUUGACCUUUUUCUCUGCAUCUCCAUUCACUUACUUGCUCCUUGGUGGUUUUUUUUAUAGUUGUACAUAUUGCCUUAGAUUCAGGACUUCUGAGAUAGGGAUGCAUUUAUUUUUUUUUUUAAUGCUCUCUAAAAUGCAUUUUCUAUUCCAGUAGGAUGAAAUAAAAUUUAGUUGAUAGCAAAAUCCUGGGGUAUACUGCAUGCUUACAUGCAGUAAUGCAGAAGUAAUGCCUUCUUAAGAGAAUCCAGAGGAAUACUUAUUUCCUCAUCCUCUGGUUUUGCUUUUCAUAGCAGAUCUUUACAGGCUUGAUAUCUCCAAGACUUACUGUGGCUUACUCUUUUCCAUUUGUGCAUGUGUUCAUGCAUGUUGAUUGGAGUUGGAGGAAGACAUUAGCUGCUAUAGGGAACUAGAAAAUAGGAUAUUCCGUAACUGACAAACUGGACAGGUUCCUCCUUUAUUCUUCUAAAAUAUGCCAGUUGUUUAGUGGAACACCCCUAAUAAUGCAAGUGAAUUGCAGGGUGAAAGGCAGUUGGAUGUCAUCAUGCACAGUACUUAAGUGAGAACACUAAGGGACAUUGUGCUUCCAGGGGAAAGAACUGUCGUCUUCUGCUUUUUGUUACUUCAAAAGUUUGCCAGGAAAGUUUCCUCUUAGGAGCAAUAACAGAGUUUACAAUUGCUUACAAUAAAAGUGGUAUAACACUGCUCUUUGCUUAGGCUGGGAGCUUUUAUUCCUCUUGCAAGCCUGUUUGCGCACUGUCUGUUUGCUAAUCAGUGAGACUGAUUAGGCAUUAAAGAACUCGUGGUUGUGAUGCAGUAUACUAUGGUGUUUUAACAGCUCCCAAGGCCUUCACUGUCAACUAUGCACAGAAGCAGAUAAAAACACAAUGGAAAAACCCUGCAAGAAGGGAAAGUAGAAAGAACACAGUGUAUUUUUACCUUCUUCCUUUUAUCUAGAGAUAAGGAAGUGUCCCACUGCCAUUUCACAGCUAAGCUUGACUCUGUGCCUUAGGAAGUGAGGAGAGACCAAAAAACCCCACCAGUGAACUUGUGAAACAGCAGGCAGUGGCACUCCUUGGUCCUGUGGUGCCCUUGGUAUGAUGUGAGGUCACUGCAGGAUGGACAGGAGCACUGUGGUGGGACUGCCCUUGGCAGCAUCAGGGCACCUCUUCCCCGGGCUCCCCAGGCUGUUGUCCCUGAGGUGUGUGUGUGGUGUUGCUCCCUCUGGCUGGGGCGGCUGCUUAGUUUUGGAAAUCGGGAUAACUUUGUUCCUGCUGCAAAGCUCCCACAACCUCAACAUCUUUCUUCCAAGGGAUUGGGCUAUCACUGUGGUGUGUGACUGUUUGGAGGGGGUUGAAACUACAGUCUACAAGCGCGUUUGAUGCAGCACACCUCAGCUCUAUCCAGUAACGUUUUCACCAUUUAUAAUCUUACUUCUCUGUAUUUAGUUCUGGCAUAUUCAGGUCCUGAUUCUUUUGUUUCUCAACAGAGCAUGUGAUCCUGGUAGCACUGGAGUUUUCUGUAAUGCACACCAGUGCAGGAUCUCCAACCCUGUCACUAGGGAAUCCUGCCUGAUGUGAAAUUAGGGACCGUUUUUUUAACUAUUCUUAAAAAUAUAAUUAUGGAAGUAGUUAGUUUGAGUGUUCAAAGGUCGCCAAAACCAGCAUUCCCAAGAGCACCGUGGUGCACUAGCUUUCUCAUUAAAAGUUAGGAGAACUGUCCCAAUUAGCAGCAAAAGGCCUGAAGUUAAAUAUGUCACGAAGUUUACCUAGCUCCAAAGUGCUAACAGUGGAACCUGAAGCAGGAGCAAACAGCCUGUGUAACAGCUGCCAUAGCCAAGCCCCUGCUGGCAGCGCAGGAGGUGGCUACAGCAGCACCUUCGGGCUCACACAGUGAGCUGUGGUGCACAGCAUCACCUCCCUGUGCUGCCUGAUGUUCCUGCUCUGUGACAGGCUGGCUCUGCUGGGACUUGGCCCACAGGCAUCUGGCUCUACCAAAAUGACUAGAAGUGAUUAAAAGUGCAGUUAUAGCCUUCUAUAUAGCCUUCUGUGGGAUUUCUGCUGUUCCAAGCCAGAGCGCUAAACUGCAGCCCCUACUUUUACUCUCAGCUAGUGAAACUGGCAGCUUAUCCUGACCUCUAUGGUCAUGGAUUCAGAAACCCAGCUUAUCUUAACAUGACAAGCUGUGAGGAGAGCUGGCAUCCUUAACCUGCUGUGAGGCAGAGGGGCUGCUUUGUGUCUGGUCAGUGCAGCCUCGUGGCAGCAGCUGAGCCAUAGCAGUAUAGGGAGGCUAGUUUCUAGAUCAGCAAUUUAUCUCUAAGCUCGAGGAGUUGGAAAUAAACAUCACUGUUUUCUAUCAGUUUCUGUGUAGUGUAAUUGCAAUAAGUUGGUAAUCCUAAGUCUACAGUGGUUCCUGCUCAAAAUGAUGUUGAGGAGCAACUUCAGACUGGAAGGCACUGUGGAGCAGCCAGGUGAUGGAUGUGGGUUGAUGAUGCACCCUGAUGGCUCUGAAAUCACCGUGAGCUGUCUGGAUGCAGCCCCUGCAACUGCCAGGGGGGCUGCAAUUGCAUGUAUGUGAGGGGCAGCGGCAGCGCUGGCUUUCCUGAGCAAGCAGGGAGCUUCAGACUCAAGGCUUGUCUUCAUGUGCCUCUCAUGGAGUCUGAAAUUCCGUUAGCUUGGCUAGUGUUCUCCUCAUUCAUAGUGAUCAACUCCACUAAUUCUUAGGGAUAGCACAGAUAGUUAACUGAGAUUAUGGCAGUGCGUAUACGUAUUCAUAAAUUGAGCCUCCCUUUCUCCUGUUUAUUCUUGGGAGAAUAUUCUUUUUUGAUAAGUGUUAAUGAAAGAAAAAUCCACGAUCCCAUCUUGUAUGUGAUGUGAUCUUGUUCUCCUUACUUGGGCGCACCUCUGCUCAGUGUGGAGCUGCUGGCACUUGGACAUGUGCGAAGAGUAACAAGUCUCAUCCACUGCACAGCAGAGGAGCUGGUACUGGUUUAUAAUAACCCAGUAAGUAUGUACAGACUCUGAUCUGUUGUCUAUAUUUGGCAUCUAGAGGCUCCUGAUGUGGAAAAUACCGCCCAUGGGAAAAAUGUAAAAAAUGGACUAAAGUUCCUGCUCUUGAGGACUUAUUUAAAAAACAAACAACAAAACAAAGAAACGGGCAUGAGCUUUGGGUAGGAUGCUGCUGCUGUAACAUUGUGUGCAGAUCUUUACGCCAGUGAAAUAAUGCCAGAGUGUACAGCCUGGGAAAUGUUCCUGUGAUCUAAUUAGCUUCAGGAGGUGCAUUCUGGAGUGAAUUUGUCAGGCCUCGUGUUCUGUCCAAGCAUCUCUCCAGCUUCUGAGGAGAUUUCUUAGCAAGAUCAGCUGGAGCUCAGCCUUCCACCAUGCCUGUGCCUCCCCCUCCUGCACCCCCGCCGCCACCAACACUGGCCUUGGCAAAUACUGAAAAACCAACUCUAAGCAGGUCAGAACAGGCAGGGCGAAAUGCUCUAUUAUCUGAUAUCACCAAAGGAAAAAAGCUAAAGAAGACUGUUACUAAUGACAGAAGUGCUCCAAUUCUAGACAAACCCAAGGGAAGCAGUGGAGGUGGCGGUGGCUUUGGAGGAGGUGGCAGUGGCAGUGGUGGGGGUUUUGGCGCUGGCAGCGGUGGUGGCGGCUUCAGUGGUGGUGGACCACCUGGCCUAGGAGGCCUUUUUCAAGCAGGAAUGCCAAAGCUCAGAUCUGCUGCAAGUCGAGAUGCUGAUGCUGGGGCAGCCCGCCCACCCGCACUGCCGCCUGGAGCCCGCUCUGCAGCUGCCAAGCCAUUCUCAGCGCCGAGCGGCCCGCCUCGCUUCCCAGGGCCACCGCUGGGGCAGCGGAGCCCAGCUGCUGACCCACAAAGGAGCCGCCUGCCACCACCCAGGCCCGAUGUGGGUUCUAAGCCUGAUGCCACACCGCCACCGGUGCCCAGCACGCCCCGGCCCAUUGCCUCCAAUCUGCACAGCCGGGGUUCAACGCCAGUGCCUGUCCUCAACCGCCAGCCCAGCCUGGGGCCAACGCCACCGCCAUUCCCGGGCAGCCGAGGCGCAGGGUCAGCUGGCUCCCUGCGGCAGCCCAGCCCAGGCCCAGCAGCCCCCUACUCGGGCAGACCACCACUGCCACCCACACCUGGCCGCUCACCAGUAGAUGAGAAGCCGCCGCCGCCGCCACCUCCCUCUGGGCACCGGCCACCUGCCAGCCGGGACAUGGCCGUGCCGCCACCACCACCGCAGAACAACAAGCCACCCGUGCCCGCUUCACCGCGGCCACCCCUCGGAGUUCCUGCGCCCCCGCCACCCCCCAGCAGGCCGGGGCCACCCCCCGUGCCCCCUGGUCCCGCCAGCAGUGAUGAAAUGCCACGACUGCCCCAGAGGAACCUGUCCCUGGUGCCCCCUGCUGCGCCCAGCUCUGGGGGCGGCCGCUCCGGACCUUUGCCACCACCGCCCAGUGAGAGGCCCCCUCCGCCCAUCAGAGAUCCCCCCAGCCGAGCAGGCCCCCUGCCACCACCACCUCCCAUCAGCAGGAAUGGAAGCACCUCAAGGGCUUUACCUGCUGCUCCCCAGCUGCCUUCCCGGGCUGGGCUGGAGAACCAGAGAGGUGGGCCCCGGCCACCGCUUCCCCCAGACCGGCCGGGGACAAGCGCACCACCACCACCACCACCACCUUCAUCAGCGCUCCGGAACGGCUUCCAGGACUCAGGCGACGAUGAGUGGGAAAGCAGAUUUUCUUUUCAUCCUAUAUCUGAUUUGCCACCUCCAGAGCCAUAUGUACCUGUGAAUAGAAGUUAUCCCAGUAAACUAGCAAGAAAUGAAAACCGAGGAGGCUCUGGUCGAAAAGAAAGAGGUGUCCCCCCUCUUCCCCCUAUACCAAGGUGAAGUGGGUUCUGGCCCUUUUUUGGGCGACAUCUGUUUUACGAGGUUUCCUUCAAGUCAGCUCUCCUGUCCACGUUGUUGGAAAGUUGUCUGUUUUGCUCUGUUUCCACUUUUGGCUUGUCAGCUGGAAUAAACUUCAGUCUAUUGCAAAAGUAAUAGACAAAGCUUAUGAACUAUAGUUGCUCAAAGCUAUAAAUUUUGUUCGCUUAUACUGCAGGCUGUCCUGAAAGGCAUUUUAUGGACCAUGCCCGACAUACAUGCAUCAUGCUUACCAGGUCCAGCCCUGUCCUCUUGAGAGUUCCACAGAGGUCUGGCUUUGAAUUUAACGAGAGCUGGAACAAAGCUGUUUCAUUCAUGUGGGGUACAGUGGCUGUAUUAUUUGAUCAAUCAAAUACAAUCUGUUUGCUGUUUAUAAACCAACUGCCAGGGAACACUGUAUAGCUGAGAAUCCCCUGGAGCCUUCUUUGUUUGCCUGACCUGGUCCAUCUGCUUCUGCGAGCCAUACUCCUACUACAUGGGAACCAAAAGUUUAUCUUAAAUCUUUUCACCUCAGCUUAGUCAAGUAAUUUUGUAAUUUUCUAUACAAUAGAUAGCACGUCCUGUCCUGAGGAUGGAGUGUGUCUGGCCUUAUUUUUAUCUGCAGAGAAUCUUCCAAAAAAGAGCACAAGUGAAGAAUUUGGCCGCAUAAGAAUAUCUUUUUUUCACACCUUUUUUCCUUGUUUUGUAAUAACAUUACAGUUUUAAUCACUUUGUGCUUUUCUACUUUGAUGUGGACUAUCCUACAGUCAUCCGUGUCCUGGAUUAUUGCAACGCACUCUUCCUGGGACUACCUGCAGAGAAUUCUUCAAAAGUAGUCUUAGUGGAAAUGCAGCAGUUAUUGUAAUUUUUCUUUCUGUAAAACAUUUCUAACACCAGU
Messenger RNA from Lagopus muta (rock ptarmigan), 9175 nucleotides. RefSeq names its product WAS/WASL interacting protein family member 1 (gene WIPF1). Lineage: Eukaryota; Metazoa; Chordata; Aves; Galliformes; Phasianidae. The record is from RefSeq and is a predicted model, not a curated record. Gene Ontology annotation, molecular function: actin binding. The transcript is spliced from 9 exons. Bases 6754 to 8262 code for a protein of 502 amino acids.